This is a messenger RNA of Leptopilina boulardi, 2331 nucleotides long. RefSeq names its product venom metalloproteinase antarease-like TtrivMP_A. The record is from RefSeq and is a predicted model, not a curated record. Gene Ontology annotation, molecular function: metalloendopeptidase activity. NCBI's taxonomy places the organism in Eukaryota, Metazoa, Arthropoda, Insecta, Hymenoptera, Figitidae. The transcript has 12 exons. Gene Ontology annotation, biological process: proteolysis. The coding region runs from base 571 to 2115 and encodes 514 amino acids.
GAAAUUUUAUUUUUGUUUAUUGUUUUUGUGCAAGUUUUGUUUAUUUAUUUGUAUUAUUCAUAAACAAUUAUUUAUUUUUGUGUUUUUUUUUUUUACAAAAUUGGAUUAUUUUAUUUGGUUAAUCUUUAAUUUAAUAUAAUUGUAAUUUAUUUUAAUGUCUUUAUUUUUAUUUAUUUAUUAUUAAAUUUCAAAUAAUAUGUCUCGAUUCAUAAGAAAAAUAAUUUGAAAAUAUCAAUACAAACGAAAUGUUUGAUUUAUGUUUAAUUAUUGAAAAAAAAAAUAAUUUAAAAUUCGGAAUUUAUACGUGAUUUAUUCUUUUUUUGCAAACGAUGUUUUGAAUUAUCAAAAAAAAAAACGUGAUUUUUAAUCAAUUUCAGAAAGACAAAUAUUUUUGCUAACUAUAUAAAUCCAGGUACAAAUUAGAAUAUUAGUCUAAUAUUCCGGUGCGUGUUUCAGUCCGAACGGUAUUGUCAAGUGACUUUUUCGCAAUUAAAUUUUUUUUUUUAAAUAAAAAGAACGAAAAAAAUAGUUUUUCUUUUGGAAAUUUAAAAAAAUUGUAUAUUUUCAUAUAUGUAUUUCAUAUUUUUCACUUUUUUUGUGCCUUUUACGCAAUGUAACAUUGAGCAUGAUUUCUCAAUUAUUGAUGAUGUAUCUGACUAUGAAAUUGUACCAAUUCGUCACAAAAGAGGCAGCGUGAUUUUAACAAUUCAAACAAUAAUAAUGGCUAAAGAGCAAAUAUUUUAUUUGCAACCAACUGAAGGUUUAAUUGCAGGUACAAAGACGAAUGUUUUUACUGCCAGUAGUAGUGCUCAAAAUAUUGUGAAUUUUAAAUUUCUACCAAAUGUGAUGAACAAUGUUUUCUUAAAAUUUUAUCAAGAUCCAAAAACUUCAUCAUCUAUUGUACACACCAUUAAUAAACUUGGAAAAUCUGAAUUUAAUGGAAUCAUCAAUAACAACAUGGUUAUACGUCCUAUGUUUGGUCAUUUUCGUGAACGUCGCGAUUUGUUGAAAAAAAAUUUUUCAUUAUUUGAAAAUGAUGACGAAGGUUUUAUAAAUACUGAUGAACAUAUAAUUUAUAGGCAAACAUUUAAUAAUGCUUCGAAACUUUUUACACCUAAAGUGUUCGAUGAUAAUAAAAUUAUGAAAUUCAAGAGUAUCUCCCGAAGAUCACUAGCGGAGAUUUCAAAUGUAGUUUAUCCGGAAAUUAUGAUUUUCAUUGACGAUCUACUUUUUAAAAAAUUUAAUUAUGAUGUGAUAAAAGCGAUAGAAUAUACUUUGAGUUUCUGGAAUGGAGUUGAUUUAAGAUACAGAGAAUUUGAAAACCCAAAGAUUCGCCUCUAUGUUACCGGAAUAGUAUUACUUAAUGAUCCACUGUCAUUUGUGAAUAAUGCAUUCAGCAAUAUUUCCGAAGAAAUGGUAUAUUCGGAAAUAAUGUUGCACGAAUUUAGUAAAUUUUUACAUGAGAUUAAAUUCAUUCCACCAAAGAAGAAUUAUGAUAUAUCCCUACUUAUGACUGGAAGGGAAUUGUUGCUUAAAGAUUAUGAAAAUAGAAGAACAGCUGGUAUGGCUUUUACUGCUGGAGUAUGCAGACAUGAAGAUGAUAAAUACUACUCUUCUGGUAUUGUUGAAGAUAAUAAUGGUUUUCAAGGCAUUAUUGCUGCUGCCCAUGAAUUAGCUCAUAUAUUUGGUGCACCACAUGAUGAAGAAGAUUUAGAUUUUGUUAAAAAUGGUACUAAACAUUGUCUAAAAGAGGAAGGUUAUAUUAUGGGUGAUAUUAGUUAUAAUAAAAAUAGAAUUUUAUUUUCUUCUUGUUCUAAAGAAGUUAUUGGAAUUGUUUUAAGUGAAGAUUUUACAAAAUGCAUUCGAAAUAAUCCAGCAGAAUAUAAAAAUAAUGAACCAUUAGCAAGAAUAUUACCCGGUGAAAUAAUGUCUUUAGAUGAACAAUGCCAAAAUCUUGGAUACACAAAAUGUUACACUGAAAAAACAACUUGUUUAGAGUUAUACUGUAUACACAAAAACAUGGCUUGGUGGGUACGUAAAAUACCUCCAGCCGAGGGAUCUUCUUGUGGUGAUGGAAAGUACUGCUUAUCUGGUCAGUGUGUUGAUAUUAUUUAAAAUAAUUCAAAAAAGAGUCAAUCCAUUUCAACCAAAACUGUUGACGCCUAUUUUUUUCAAAAUUCUAUUUUAAAUAUAAAUUAUUUUUUUUUUAUAAUUGUUCAUAACUAUUUUAAAGUUCAACAUUUCUUUUGAUUAUGAGUUGUAAUUAUUUAAUUAUAAAGUAAAUUAAUUUGUUGUGUCAAAUUUACACUUUUUGGAAAUAAAUUUUUUCUA